This is a messenger RNA of Brassica oleracea var. oleracea, 3206 nucleotides long. RefSeq names its product dynamin-2B. The transcript has 22 exons. NCBI's taxonomy places the organism in Eukaryota, Viridiplantae, Streptophyta, Magnoliopsida, Brassicales, Brassicaceae. Gene Ontology annotation, molecular function: microtubule binding; GTPase activity; GTP binding. The record is from RefSeq and is a predicted model, not a curated record. Bases 207 to 2969 code for a protein of 920 amino acids. Gene Ontology annotation, cellular component: microtubule; cytoplasm; membrane.
AUGACGUGGUUCGGUGUUACAUGACUUGUCUUCGCUCGCUCAUUCUCUCCCCGACGAAGAAACAAAUCUUAGCUUAGCACCGCCGCGAGACCGAAUUCGAUAUUCCGGUUAUCUCCCACCGCCCGUGUGGCUGGCUAUCGAUUCCAAUUCUUGUCGGAUCUAGUGUCUCCCUUUCUUCGUCCAGAUCUUGUACUAUUAAAUCUGCGAUGGCGGCGAUCGAUGAGUUGUCUCAGCUUUCGGAUUCGAUGAGACAAGCGGCGGCGCUGCUCGCUGACGAAGAUCCCGACGAGAGCUCUUCUUCUAGGCGCCCGGCUACUUCUCUCAACGUGGUUGCCCUAGGGAAUGUGGGAGCUGGGAAGUCUGCAGUUUUGAAUAGCCUCAUUGGACAUCCAGUUCUGCCGACAGGUGAGAAUGGUGCUACACGGGCUCCUAUAAUCAUUGACCUGAGCAGGGAGGAAUCACUGAGCAGCAAGGCUAUUAUCUUGCAAAUUGACAAUAAAUCUCAACAAGUUUCUGCAAGUGCCCUAAGACAUUCUCUACAGGAUAGGCUUAGCAAAGGAGCCACAGGGAGGGGUCGUGAUGAAAUAUACCUUAAACUUCGUACAAGCACUGCUCCGCCAUUGAAACUGAUUGAUUUGCCUGGUCUGGACCAGAGAAUUGUUGAUGAUUCAAUGAUUGGUGAACAUGCACAGCACAAUGAUGCCAUACUGUUGGUUGUUGUGCCUGCUAGCCAGGCGUCUGAGAUUUCUUCCUCUCGAGCCCUGAAGAUAGCGAAGGAGUAUGAUUCAGACAGUACUAGGACCGUAGGAAUUAUCAGCAAAAUUGAUCAGGCAGCAGAGAACCCAAAAGCGCUUGCAGCAGUUCAGGCUCUUCUUUCAAACCAGGGGCCUCCAAAAACAACUGAUAUUCCAUGGGUUGCACUUAUUGGUCAAUCUGUAGCAAUUGCAUCAGCGCAGUCUGGAGGCAGUGAGAACUCUUUAGAAACUGCUUGGCGUGCGGAGAGUGAAAGCCUCAAAUCCAUUUUGACGGGUGCUCCACAAAGCAAACUUGGCAGAAUUGCCCUGGUGGACACCCUUGCUAGUCAGAUUCGUAGCAGAAUGAAGCUCAGGCUACCAAAUAUCUUGUCUGGACUCCAGGGUAAGUCUCAAAUAGUGCAGGACGAAUUAUCAAGGCUUGGUGAACAACUGGUUAGCAGUGCUGAAGGUACAAAGGCUAUAGCUUUGGAGCUUUGCCGUGAGUUUGAGGACAAAUUUCUUCUCCACUUGACUGGUGGUGAAGGAAGUGGUUGGAAAGUUGUUGCAAGUUUUGAAGGAAAUUUCCCCAAUCGUAUCAAGCAGCUUCCAUUGGAUAGAUACUUUGACUUGAAUAAUGUUAAAAGGAUUGUACUAGAAGCAGAUGGUUAUCAACCUUAUCUUAUAUCUCCGGAGAAAGGGUUGAGAUCGUUGAUAAAGAUUGUUCUUGAGUUGGCUAAGGACCCAGCACGACUAUGCGUUGAUGAGGUUCACCGAGUGCUUGUUGAUAUAGUUUCGGCUUCCGCUAAUGCCACACCUGGUCUUGGGAGAUAUCCUCCUUUUAAGAGAGAGGUCGUAGCUAUAGCAAGUGCCGCACUUGAUGGAUUCAAGAAUGAAGCUAAGAAGAUGGUAGUUGCGCUAGUUGAUAUGGAGCGUGCGUUCGUACCACCUCAGCACUUCAUCCGCCUCGUACAAAGAAGAAUGGAAAGGCAGCGUCGUGAGGACGAGCUUAAAGGGCGUUCAUCUAGAAAGGGACAAGAUGCAGAGCAAUCUCUCUUAAACAGGGCAUCUAGUCCUCAGCCAGAGGGGUCAUCAACUGGUGGUAGCUUGAAAUCAUUGAAAGACAAAUUUCUUCCGCAAGAUAAAGAUAAAGACAAAGAUAAAGAAACGCCAGAGGUCUCUGGUCUAAAGACUGCUGGACCUGAGGGCGAGAUAACAGCAGGGUACCUGUUGAAGAAAAGUGCAAAGACAAAUGGCUGGAGUAGGCGAUGGUUUGUUCUGAAUGAAAAGACUGGAAAGCUUGGUUAUACGAAAAAGCAAGAAGAAAGGAACUUCCGUGGCACUGUAACUUUGGAGGAAUGCAGUAUUGAAGAAAUUUCUGAUGAUGAAGGAGAAAAAUCAAAGAGCUCGAAAGAUAAGAAAUCAAAUGGACCUGAUUCAAAAGGACCAGGCCUUGUCUUUAAGAUAACCUGCAGGGUCCCAUAUAAGACUGUACUUAAAGCUCACAAUGCGCUGGUUCUGAAGGCCGAGAGCAUGGUUGAUAAGAAUGAAUGGAUUAACAAGCUGCAAAAGGUUAUCCAAGCCCGAGGAGGCCAAGUAGGUGGCGCUUCCAUGAGGCAAAGUCUUUCAGAAGGUUCACUUGAUAAGAUGGUAAGGAAACCGGUUGACCCUGAAGAAGAAUUGCGGUGGAUGUCCCAAGAAGUACGAGGUUACGUUGAAGCAGUUUUAAACAGCCUUGCCGCGAAUGUUCCAAAGGCCGUUGUUCUUUGUCAAGUGGAGAAAUCAAAGGAAGACAUGCUGAAUCAGCUCUACAGUUCUAUCAGCGCGAUAGGUAAUGAGAGGAUUGAAUCGUUGAUUCAAGAGGACCAAAACGUCAAAAGAAAAAGAGACCGUUACGAGAAGCAGUCAUCUCUUCUUUCAAAGCUCACGAGACAGCUUAGCAUUCACGAUAACCGAGCAGCUGCUGCUUCAAGCUGGUCUGACAGCGGCACUGAAAGCAGCCCGAAAACCAAUGGAGGGUCUACGGGGGAGGAUUGGAUGAAUGCGUUUAACGCUGCUGCUAGUGGACAGGACUCAUUGAAGAGGUAUGGAUCUGGUGGUCAUAGCCGACGGUACAGUGAUCCAGCUCAGAAUGGUGAGGAUGAUUCUUCUGGAUCUGGUGGGAGCAACCGUCGUACCACACCAAACAGGCUCCCACCGGCACCUCCACAGUCUGGUGGAUCAUCUUACAGGUAUUAGUAUAACCUGUUUAAUUUUACAAAUUUGUUAUUGGAGAAACCAUAAACACAUUUUGUUUUCCUUUUUGGGAUUUGUCCCAUUUCUGGUCUAGUUUUUUACUUAUGUAUUAAUUGGUUUGUUUUCUUUGAAACAACGAUUAUGAUAUGAUGAUUAUGUACUUGCGUGUGUUUGUAAGAUAUUGUUAGAGAUGCACACGUAUCAUGAGUUUUGUCUCAUUUGGUCAAAACUUUUUGUUUU